Messenger RNA from Austrofundulus limnaeus, 899 nucleotides. RefSeq names its product methyltransferase like 26 (gene mettl26). NCBI's taxonomy places the organism in Eukaryota, Metazoa, Chordata, Actinopteri, Cyprinodontiformes, Rivulidae. Bases 120 to 740 code for a protein of 206 amino acids. The record is from RefSeq and is a predicted model, not a curated record. The transcript is spliced from 6 exons.
AUCUACUAAAAAACAAAACAUUCGUGUUUGUUGUAGCGUUCUGACUUUAGCCGAGGCAGCUGGAGUGGUUACAGAGAUUAUUCCGCGCAAGUCGACAAUUAUACCAGGGUCUUGGCACGAUGCUGAGCGCCGCCGCGGCAGAGAGGAACAAGGACCCCAUCCUGGCGGUUCUCCGGGACUGCGUGAACCCCGGCAGACCCCUGCAGGCUCUGGAGGUCUCCUCCGGUACCGGACAGCACGUCGUUCACUUCGCACAAGCUUUGCGGAACAUAACCUGGCAACCCUCCGAGUAUGACCGCCAGUCUCUUACCAGUAUAGAAGCGUACAGAGCUCACUACAAGCUAAACAACGUGCAGCCUGCCAUCCACCUGGAUGCUUCUCAGCCUCAUCAGUACUGGGGAGGGAUUCAGCCAGAGAGCCUGGACCUGGUGCUCAACAUCAACAUGAUCCAUAUUUCUCCUAUGGCUUGUACAGAGGGUUUAAUCAAAGGGGCUGCAGCGCUGUUGAAGCCGCAGGGUCUUCUUUUGACAUAUGGGCCGUAUGCAGUGAAUGGUCAGAUCACCCCUCAGAGUAAUGUUGACUUUGACUACAGUUUACGGCAGAGGAACCCAGAGUGGGGACUCAAGGAUAUUUCUUUUAUCAGCUCCUUAGCCCAAAAACAUGGUUUAUUCCUUGAAAAAAUAGUGGAAAUGCCAGCGAACAACAAAUGCUUAUUGUUCAGGAAGGAGAGUUUGGUGUGAGGUAUCCUGAUGUUACGUCUCUGCAUGAACUCCCAUUUUGGAGCAGRAGGAUCAAAAUGCCUUAAAUGAAACUUUAGGCACAGAUAUGUGACUCAAUCUUUUUAAAUCGCAAAUGGAUCAAGUUACAUCUAUUAUUAAACCCACACUGAUUAAAAUUCA